Molecule: messenger RNA, 670 nt
Organism: Parasteatoda tepidariorum (common house spider)
Lineage: Eukaryota; Metazoa; Arthropoda; Arachnida; Araneae; Theridiidae
Source: RefSeq, a predicted model, not a curated record
UUCGUUGCAUGCAUCAAUCAUCAAUCCAGAAAUAAAAAUAAAUAACAGAGCGUGGAAGGCAGCUAAGAUGAUUUUAGUUUGAAUCUUUUUAAAAUAUAAUCAGUUUGCCAUAGUUCUACCAAUUAUUCUCUAAAAACUAUUGUAGUAGAUUCUUCAUCGUCAUAUGACGUGUUGUGGUUAAAUCAAUCACUUGUUGUGUUAACAUCACAUCAUUUAAGAUUACUUUUUUUUCUUUUUACAAUGUCUCAAUCACUUAUCGAUAUUUGCAGUAUAAGAGUAAGUUCUGUCUUAAACAAGAGUAAAGAAUAUGGGAAACAGAAUAUGAUCAAUAAUUGCGACGAUACAUCCUGGAACUCCGAUCAAGGUAGUCCACAGUGGUUACAAUUAGAUUUUAAAACUUCUGUUAGCAUUGAAGAAUUGCACAUUCAGUUUCAAGGUGGAUUUUGUGGUAAAGAUUGUCUAGUCGAAAUCAGACGCAACGAAAUGAUGGAAAAACAUAAAUAUAUUUAUCCUGAAGAUUGCAAUUCACUACAGGUAUUUACUUUAAACACAGAACCUACUGAUUGUAUGAAAGUGACGUUUUCAGACAGUACAGAUUUCUACGGAAGAAUAAUUAUAUACAAAUUAGAUGUAAGAGGAAAAACGUGAAAUAAAUUGUUUUAUUUUAUAA